Messenger RNA from Paramuricea clavata, 537 nucleotides. The record is from the annotation of a GenBank genome assembly. NCBI's taxonomy places the organism in Eukaryota, Metazoa, Cnidaria, Anthozoa, Malacalcyonacea, Plexauridae.
AUGGGCAUGCCAGGGUCAGAAACAGCCCUCGAGGAGCUCAUGUGUCGCAUACUCGGUGAUUGCCUAGAAGAUGGAAUCGCUGCAAAGCUUGCAGACAACUUGUACUGCGGUGCAGACUCACCUGAGGAACUGCUCAACAACUGGAAUAGCAUCCUAGACGCCCUCCAGAAGUGCAAUAUCAAGCUUUCCCCAUCUAAAACCAUUAUUUGCCCACGCAGUACUAGCAUCUUAGGCUGGAUUUGGACACAGGGAUGCCUAUCCACAAGCACCCACAGAAUUGCUACAAUGUCAUCGUGUCCGCCUCCCGAUACGGUACGGGGUCUUCGCUCUUUUAUAGGAGCCUACAAAGUCCUCGGACGUGUUGUACCACAGUGUGCACACAUCAUCGCACUAUUGGAAAGUUCCAUCGCAGGACAACAAUCAUGUGACAAGAUCAAGUGGUCAGAUACUCUGCCCAAUAAUUCAAGUUCGCUCAAUCCUUCUUGGCGAAUAACAAAUCCAUUACCCUUCCCAAACCAUCCGACAAACUAUGGAUAG